UUCCAGCGGAAUAGCCCAGUUUUCCCUUGUAAUUUAAUAUUAACGCACAAGCUAGCUAGUUAUAAGAGAAAAGGUUUUCAGGAGCCGCCCAUUGCUCCGAAACGUCGUCCCUUUUUACCUGUUUACCGAGGCGUAACGCUGCCUGGGUGCGAAUAGAAUUUAUUAAGUCUAGUGUUCUUGAAAAAUAUAUUGUUGUAAGUGAAAAUGAGCACUACAGCAUUGCAGGAGUCUGCUGUUAAGGAGAGUUUGUUUCAAUUUAUUACUAAGAACGUCCCCUCGGCGGACUUAAACGUAAUUGACGACAUCGUGCUGUCUUAUGUGAUUUCUUUCGUUGAGGAGUCUUCGCAAGAUCCCUGCUUCGACGUUGAAGGGUUCAUAGAGAUGAUGGCUGCAUACGUGCCUCAGUUCGCCAACAUUGACGUGGAGAGGGUCUGCUCCUGGGUUGUUGACCUGGAAGCCCUGCUCACCAGCGAAGAGAGUGAUCCUCCGUCUAGCCACGAGGAGUCUUCUAGCAGCAGCGAUAAGCUGACGAUGACCCUGCACACUCUGAGCGAGAUGCUGCCGACUGCCACCAAGCCGAGCCGCUCUCAUUCGAGUUCGGAAAGCUCUGAGGAGGCCGAGCGUCAGCGAAGCCUGUUGGAAGCCGAAGAUCUGCCGAUGCUGGCUGCCCAGUGCGCCGUGCUGCAUGAGAUGUUCCCCAACACCUGCGCUAUGGAGAUAAAGCAUUGCGUGUCCAUCGCUUGCGGCGACGUAGAGCGUGCGGCGGCGACAUUACUGCACCGCCGCGAGCAGGGGCAAGCGUUGUCGGCCGCUGCGCUUCAUCAGGCUAGCAAGACUCCGCUCUGUGAUGAUUCAGAGCUCAAAAACCGCAUCAUUGCUCGCUACUCGUACGUGGACAAGAACUCUGAUACCAAGGAGCAUAAGCCGCUUGCUCCCAAGAUGGAGCCGAAGAAGAUGGUCCGCUACCGCGACAACAAGAUCGUGUCGCUCAAGGGCGAACGGUACACUGAGGUGCCAAGGUCAGGCGUCGACGAGGACAACUUGAAAAAGCCCAAAAAACAGCACUGCCCUUAACCAUUACAGCCACGUCAGUACUGGGCCCGCCCCGCCCCCACGUGUCCUCCCCCCGUACUGAUUUUGGUUGUAGUGCUUAGGUUCCCUCGCCACAGUAUUAUUUCUGAUAGGUCUUGCAGGAGUUGCGCGCGACGGGGCCUGACGCGCGGUCGGUUAAGAGUUGGUAAUGGUUUUAGUGUAUAGUUUGUGGCGGGUCGAAAUGUGGGUCGGGUCAGUCUUCUCAAGUUUAUUAGGAAAUUGUGUCGGCAUUUGAAGGGCUUAUGAUACAUUUGUAUUUUAGCGGCAAUAUUCGGCGUCCAAAAUAUGGGUUAAUAAUAUUCGAUCUUACAGAAAUGAAAUUUAUAUAGCUCAAAUUUUGCCGCCCGUAAAUAUAUUUUCAUGGGCGGCAAUAUUAUCUCAAUAAAUUGUAAGCUUUCUUGUGAUCAUGGGUAUAUUUAUGAGCCGUCUAAUACUUGGCAAUGUCCUAUACAUAUACACCGUGUUUUUAUUGAAUUCCGUUAACUUCGAAGUUUCACUACAUUAAAUGUAAUUAAUUUCUCUAAGAAACUAGCGUCUUAACUCUUGCGGUUAUCGAGUUAUUAAAAAAAUAAAGAUAAUUGCUGAACACGUGUGUCGCAGCCUUUACCAAUUCCUAAUGUUAUUUGUUUUGACAUGUGCCGUCAAUCACUUGACACUAACUUAAAUGUUAUUCUUAAGGGUCUAUCACACUAAUUAAUUCAUUUAUUAUAUACGAAAAUAAAAAAAAAACAUUUGCGAAUUUUACUAAAAGUGAU
Molecule: messenger RNA, 1847 nt
Organism: Leguminivora glycinivorella
Lineage: Eukaryota; Metazoa; Arthropoda; Insecta; Lepidoptera; Tortricidae
Product: CUE domain-containing protein 2
Exons: 7
Coding region: 205-1074 (289 amino acids)
Source: RefSeq, a predicted model, not a curated record